ACACAUCUACAGGUAAUACACACUAUAUACUACACACUACACACUACACAACUCAGGAGAUAACACAGGCUGGAGACUCACACACACAUCUACAGGUAAUACACACUAUAUACUACACACUACACACUACACAACUCAGGAGAUAACACAGGCUGGAGACUCACACACACAUCUACAGGUAAUACACACUAUAUACUACACACUACACAACUCAGGAGAUAACACAGGCUGGAGACUCACAUACACAUCUACAGGUAAUACACACUAUAUACUACACACUACACACUACACAACUCAGGAGAUAACACAGGCUGGAGACUCACACACACAUCUACAGGUAAUACACACUAUAUACUACACACUACACACUACACAACUCAGGAGAUAACACAGGCUGGAGACUCACAUACACAUCUACAGGUAAUACACACUAUAUACUACACACUACACACUACACAACUCAGGAGAUAACACAGGCUGGAGACUCACACACACAUCUACAGGUAAUACACACUAUACACUACACACUACACAACUCAGGAGAUAACACAGGCUGGAGACUCACACACACAUCUACAGGUAAUACACACUAUACACUACACACUACACAACUCAGGAGAUAACACAGGCUGGAGACUCACAUACACAUCUACAGGUAAUACACACUAUAUACUACACACUACACAACUCAGGAGAUAACACAGGCUGGAGACUCACAUACACAUCUACAGGUAAUACACACUAUAUACUACACACUACACACUACACACUACACACUACACACUACACAACUCAGGAGAUAACACAGGCUGGAGACUCACAUACACAUCUACAGGUAAUACACACUAUACACUACACACUACACAACUCAGGAGAUAACACAGGCUGGAGACUCACACACACAUCUACAGGUAAUACACACUAUAUACUACACACUACACAACUCAGGAGAUAACACAGGCUGGAGACUCACACACACAUCUACAGGUAAUACACACUAUAUACUACACACUACACAACUCAGGAGAUAACACAGGCUGGAGACUCACAUACACAUCUACAGGAAGUAAGUGUCCUGCCCUUGAAGCCCCGCCCAAUGGCAUGCUGAACCCCGUCCAAUCAGAAUACUUCUUUAAGGACCACGUCCUGUUCACCUGUUCCCCUGGAUACAGGCUGCUGAAGGACGGAGAGACUCUGGAUCAUUACCAGUUGGACUGUCAGGCUGACGGCUGGUGGAGCAGCAGUCCUCCUCUCUGUUACAUGGUGGAUUGUGGGAAGCCGCGGGACGUUGCCAUGGCCGACGUGGUGUUUGGUAGUCAUGACAACAGCACACUGUUUGGGGCGACGGUUCGCUACGUCUGCAGGGACGACUCCAUCAUGCUCAGUACACAGAGUACACAGAGUAGUACACAACCUAACUCCUCCACACUCAACAGUUCCUAUACCUGUGGUCCAGGAGGAGAAUGGAUCAGUCCAGAAUCAGGACCCAGACUGCCCACCUGUCUACCAGCCUGUGGUCGGCCGGCCCGCUCCCUGCCCCCCCAGGUGAAGCGUAUCGUGGGCGGUCGGGGCGCUGAGCCGGGCCUGUUUCCCUGGCAGGUCCUGCUGAGCGUGGAGGAUCUGUCCCGUGUCCCAGAGGACCGCUGGUUCGGUUCCGGGGCUCUGCUGUCCCAGUCCUGGGUCCUGACGGCCGCCCACGUCCUGCGGUCCCAGCGCAGGGACACCAGCGUGGUCCCCGUGGCGCCCGAACACGUCAAGGUGUUCCUGGGUCUUCUUGAUGCGGGAGACAAGCGUCUGGCCACCAACCGUUCAGUGCAGGAAAUCGUCCUCCAUCCAAACUUCCAGCCCAACAACUACAACAACGACAUCGCCCUGCUGAGGCUGGACCAGCCGCUCGACUUCACCGAGCUCAUCCGACCUGUCUGUCUGCCUCCACCGCACAUCCCGGGAGACCCCCCCUCUCCCCUGCCGAACUCUCUGGGUUUAGUCGCAGGUUGGGGAAUCUCCAACCUGAACCUGAACGCCUCCCCCUCUGACCCCCCCGCGCUGACCUCUGACCCCCCCGCGCUGACCUCUGACCCCCCCUCGCUGACCUCUGACCUCCUGCAGUACGUCAAGCUUCCGGUGGUUUCUCAGGACGAGUGUUUGGCGAGCUAUGCCUCGCGCUCCGGCAGCUACAACAUCACGGACAACAUGUUCUGCGCGGGGUUCUUCCAGGGGGGGAGGGACACAUGCCUGGGGGACAGCGGGGGGGCGUUUGUGAUGCAGGACGGGGUCACCCGGCGGUGGGAGGUGUUAGGCCUGGUGUCCUGGGCCGGGCCAGAGGAGUGUGGCAGCCACAGGGUCUACGGAGUCUACACUCGGGUCAGGAAGUAUGUGGAGUGGAUAGAGAGGCAGCUACAGGCUGCUGCCUGAGGGUGAGUCAGGCAGACAGACAGACAGGCAGAUGGUAGAGAGACAGACAGACAGACAGACAGACAGACAGACACACACACAGACAGACAGACAGACAGACAGAGAGACAGAC
Perca fluviatilis (European perch) is the source of this 2527-nucleotide messenger RNA. RefSeq names its product mannan-binding lectin serine protease 1-like. Gene Ontology annotation, molecular function: serine-type endopeptidase activity. Gene Ontology annotation, cellular component: blood microparticle. Gene Ontology annotation, biological process: zymogen activation. The transcript has 8 exons. The record is from RefSeq and is a predicted model, not a curated record. Bases 1102 to 2415 code for a protein of 437 amino acids. Lineage: Eukaryota; Metazoa; Chordata; Actinopteri; Perciformes; Percidae.